AUGAAAUGUGGCAAAUUCAUCAAAGAUAAAAAAUUUGGAAUAAUACAGUCUCCCGGCUAUCCAUUUAAUUACGAAUCAUCUCUCGAAUGUGUUUGGGUUAUCAGGGUCCAGAAAUACUGGAGAAUAUAUAUGAGAAUGGAAGAAUUGGAUUUAGAAGGAGGAUUAUCGGGUUGUAACACAGCGAAUGUUAAAAUAUAUGACGGCUACAAAACAUUAAUUUACACCGAUAUCGCGAUUCUUAAUAUGUGCGGAAAUAUAAGAUAUUUUCAAAACGAGUAUGAUAGGUCAUUUUUGACAGAUAGGAAUUUAGCUGUUGUCAGAUUUAAAACAUCCCCCGAAGCGAAGGGCAUCAAUCCAGGUUUCAAACUAAGAUGGGUCAUGGUUUCUUUAAAUGAUUCAUGUACGGGAAUCAUUUGCAAAAAUAGUGAAGCCUGUAUAGCUAAGAAAACUGGUCCUUGCAGAACACCUACAAAGUUUUGUGUACCCAAAUCUUUGAAGUGCGAUGGGGUACAACAUUGUCCUGGGUCGGAUAAUUCUGACGAGUUUAAAUGUUAUAUGCAAACUCUCUUAUUAUUGGCAGUCUGUGUUCCUAUUUUAGUUAUCAUCGUCAUCUCAACUGUUUUAAUUUCCAAAAAAUAUUAUAACUUAUGCAGUACUAUUGAAUAG
Messenger RNA from Gordionus sp. m RMFG-2023, 666 nucleotides. RefSeq names its product low-density lipoprotein receptor-related protein 12-like. Gene Ontology annotation, molecular function: protein binding. The record is from RefSeq and is a predicted model, not a curated record. NCBI's taxonomy places the organism in Eukaryota, Metazoa, Nematomorpha, Gordioida, Chordodea, Parachordodidae. The transcript has 6 exons. Bases 1 to 666 code for a protein of 221 amino acids.